CACGAAAUAAGUUUACAAACGCAGUUGCUCAUUUUUGAUUUUCGUGUUUUGAACUAUUUUUAUUCGGAAGCAGAAAUUUAUUUGAAAAAUGUAAUGCGUUACAAAUUCAGUUGUGACUUCAAACGUUUGUUGUUUGCAAUGCAUAGAAAAAGUUGUACAAAUAUAUUUAACAAACAGUAACAAGUUCUGAAAGAAAAUGAUAAGUGCCCUUAUACCUAGCUAUCGACAGGUUCAAGGGAACCAUGGAAAACAUUAUACAGUUUUCCAAAUUGAAGUAUAUUCUUCAGGAAAGUGCCAUACUAUUGAACGUAGAUAUCGUGCCUUUCAUUCUCUGCAUAAGCAGUUGAAGCAUAUUUUAAUUGCUCCAGAUUUUCCACCAAAAAAGGUUCGUAAUUUAAAUCCAAAAGUUCUAGAACAAAGACGUAAAGGUUUAGAAAGCUACUUACAAGAUCUUUUAAAACGAAAACCAGUGCCUAAACAGUUACUCAGUUUUUUGUCAUUGCCUGGUAUAUCACCUGCUUCAAGCAUAAACUCAUUUGUAGAUGAAAAUAAGGGUGCAAUGCAUCAGCCAGUGAUUAUGUACAGCCCCAACUUGUAUUUAGAAAAAAAUCGAAACAGUUUGUUGCCUGACAUAGUGAGCCAGGGGCUGUUAAAAGCUUUUUAUUCUUCUGAUGAAGAUGGUGAUUAAUUGUAUGAGAAAUUUCUAGUAUUCACUUGUUAAGAUAAUUAUGUAAUUUAUUUUGUACGGUUGUAAAAAAAAAAAACUUGGGUUUCCGGUUGUACCAAUGAAUUUGAAGUAUUAAUUUGAUUAUUUUUAAUGGUUAUUGAGAUUAUUUUCAGCAUUUUGCUUAUGUUAUAUAUUGUUUUUGCAUUGUGAUAAUUUCAAAUUUGGAAAUGUUUUUAAAAAGGGUUAUUUUACUAUCAGAAGUGCAGCUAAUUUUUCAAUUAUAAUAUGUUAUAUAAAUUGUAACAAGUUUAGAAUUCAAGUAUUUAAUUUUUCCUAUAUUUGCUCAUAAAACAAGAAAAAAGUUACUAAGUCAGAGGCAUAUCCAUCUGUAACACAAUCAGUCAUGUUCAAUUCGAUCCGAUUCUAUCUGCCAGUAGUACAGCAAGAAAUUACCUUCUAGGUGGGGUGAAGGAAAUUUCUUGCUGUGCUACUGGUAGAUAGAGUUUAAGCAAGAGCAGGAUCACUUGUGUUAAGAGUUGAAUAUGUCCCUUAAACUAGAUUAGGUAUAUCAAUGCUGAGAUGAUUGGUAAUGUUUUGAACUAAAAUUUCUUUUGUGCUAAAAAAUUUAUAAAUUAUAUUUGGCUGUAAGAUAUUCAAAGAAAAAAAAUUGUUAUAGUUUUUUUUUAAUAUAGUUAUUUUUUAAAUGAGUAUGCUUAGGAAUUUUUACCUCUGUGCAAAGAUUUUUUAUUGAAUAGGCUGCUAAAAACUAAGUUAAUUAUACUUUCUAAUUGUAAUUAUCAACUUAGCAUUCAGAGGUUGUAUUAUACACUAAUAUCUGUAAAAACACUGUUAUACACUGCACAUUUCUCAGUUCACUGAAGGAUACCAAUUAUUUGAACUUGUCCUUUCAUGCACCCAUCUAUGUGUAUCCUUUGCUGUACUUAGCAAUGAGGGAUUUUGAACAUUACAUUAAAACAACAAUUUAAAAUCUUUUUUUUUUCUCCGCAUUUGUAAUACUUUAAUUAUUGUGCAUUAAUUCCUAAUAGAAAUACUGAUUUUAGAUUUUGGUUUUAUUCUCAUCAUAGUUUAGCAAUAAGAAACUAAAAUUAUAUUUUUAAAACUGAGAAUUUACUGAGUAGUGAAAUGAGUGUCAGUGCCUAAGACCCUUAGAGUCAUUUAAUUGUUACCUGUUUGCUAUUUCAUUUUAAUGUUAUUUGUGCUUAAAUUUUGUUUUUUAAUAUACACAAGCAAAAGAUCAAAACUCAUUAAACAUAGAAUUUUUUGCAUUUUUGAAAAAUAAUUCUGUCGAAUUCAAUUAAUUUUUUCUUUUUUUACGUUAAAGUAGUGUUUUUAAAAGUUUUCCUCAAUACAAUCGUUUAUAGCUGGGGUUCUCAACCUUUCAUGCUCAGCAGCCCACUCUAAACACUGAUGUCAAGUUACAACUCCCACUACCAUAUGUAGUCAAUACAAAUACAGUAUCUUAUAUAAUUAAAAACUGAGCAUAUGUAUCUAUGUAUGUCCAAGUAACUUCUCCCGUACGCCAAUGAACUGACCAUCGAGCCAGGUAUGGAUGGAUUCGUAAUCUUCCCAUCUUCAUGUCUGGCUAUUUAGCAUAAUCCUUCGAUAAUAAUUAGUCGAGAUAUCAAUUAAAAACUAGUAAUUAUAACUCAGAUUUCAAAAUAAAAUCCCUAUUUUUCGAAGGCUUUCCUCCAUUUAAAUUAUUAUUCAGUGCUUCAUCUCAACUUUCUGUAACGAUGCUUUUAUUAAAAUUUGUAGUUGCAGCAUGAAGAAAAUCGUUAAAUGAAAUAUCUGUUGCCAUUUUUUUUCUCGAAUAUAAACAAAUAAAAUUUUGGUUUUUGUUUUGAUGCUUUUCCUGCAAUUGGGGGAUUUAAAAUGUUUACUUUAUGGUUAUUUUUCCGCAAUCUGCUGCAAAAUUUUUCUUUUUUUUUGUUCAGGCCUGAUUGUUGAACAUGCGUCACUAGACAUAGCUAUUAUUUUCGAGGUACACCGUGCAAAGCAGGGUGACGCAGCUAGUUACCUUGAUUUGAUGACUGUCAAGAGACUGGAAAAAGUUAUCGUUUGAUCAGAGAUAUAGUUAAAUCGAGGAGCAUAGUCACUUAAUACAAUCAAAUCUGGACCAGUGAACUGUAUCAUUAAACUGAGGAAAUUGUUAAGUCAAUUAUUGUUAAAUCGAAGUUAUACUGUAGUACAAUUGGAAAAUUGGAAUUUAAAAUAAGCUUGUUAUUCAAUGAAAAUAUUGAUAAGUUUGAAUAGAGAGUUUGAUAUUUCCACAAUUAUUUUCUUUCAAUGGCGGCGAUUUGGGUGUCAAGGAAACGACUGCCCUCUCACUUUUUUUAUCAUCAAAGAUUUUCUCAGCAUUGAGAUUUUAAUUUCAAACCACUCUGGGUGAAGUUGCCUGAACAUCAACAAAUAUUGUUUAAAAUUUCAGUUUUAAAACUUCAAUUUAAAAAUUUUCUGGGAGAAAAUCUUCGAGCGCACUCCAUCCUUCCUUUAAAUUCAAAGAUGAUCUAAAUUUGCAUUAUAAAAAUUCCAGUUUGAGAAAAACAAAUCAGGAAAAGAAUCCCCCCCCCCCCCCCCCCCCCCCGAUAGCGUAAAACUGUGUUUUUAAGACUCCAACUAAAAAAUGAAAAAAUCCGAAGAUUUUUUCCAGAAGUCCCCAAAGGAAGUUCAAAACUGAGUUCUUAGGAUUUCAUCAGUUCAAAAAAAAAAAAAAAAAAAAAAAACUAGGAGAACCUUAGAACCUUUUUGUUCCUCUUUAAGUCAUAAAUGAGAAGUGAAAUAUGUGUUAAAACACGUUUCAAUAAUGUUAUAAACUUUGCAAAAGUUCUGGGAGUGAGCCCCAAACCCCUUGCUCUAAGUUUGCUAAAGAGGGCUUUAAUUUGCGAAUUUAAGACAUGAGUUUAAAAAAAUUUCUGGGAAGAGCCUUCCUUAUCCUUACAUUACCAAAGACAGUCCAAACUUAUUCAUUUUUAUUAUUAGUAGUAGUAAUUAGACUUUAUUAAAAAAAAAAACAUUAUGGACAACACUGGAAACUACUUUCCGUUCCCCAAAACGGCCUUUUAAAACUACAAUUCCAAAUCAUUUACACAAGAGAACAUCAGAAGCCCCCCCCCACACACACCUCAAGAUAGCCUAAAAUAGUCUUCAACCUCUUUAAAAAAAUUUGCCCCCGCACUUUUAAGCACCACUCGCUGUCUCUGUUUUUUUUAAUGUAUAAAAAUUCGAACAAAUGGAAAUCCUCGAAUAAAAUACAAAUUAAUAUGAGAUUAUCUAGAGUCUAUGAGGUUGGUAUGUAAUACCAAAGUGACUUUCAUAGUGUCAAUGCAAAGGUUGCCAUUGUUUGUCCUUGACAAGUUUAUUAGGUUGUUACUGUAGCAAAGUGCACAUGAGAUUAUUUUUAAUGACUUGCGCAAUACUUUGCUCUUGCUAAAAAUCCAGAUUCGCAGAGAGUGAAUAAAGACUAUGCUAAAAAUAUCAACAGAAAAAAGGCAAUACUGUCAAAAAUAUUUACAUGUAACCUGUGACAUUCCUAGCUCAAGUCUCACCCAGAGGGGCAAUUUGUGGUGUCACCCCCCCCCCCCCCACUAAAAGAUAAAAAAAACUUUUAAUGUAAGCAUGAAAUUUGUAUAAUUUCAGAAGCUACUUAGUUUUCCAUUUAAGGCUGUGAGAAACAAAGGAUGUUAGCGCCAAAAUUAAAAAUUUGAAGAUAACCUGUACCAAUAGUAGGUCAGUAGGUGAACCUCUCCUCUACAAUCUUGGGGCAAGAGAUAGUACUAGUAGCCCUGGUAGGUGCUGCUAUACAGCAUGAUUUAGAAAAAAAAAUUCAAUGGAAGCAUACCUAGGACCUUAUUUUUAAAUGUUUUGCUCAAAAAACUUUAAAAAUGUCCACUUACAUCUCUUUGCUUCUCACUGCCUCAUUUGUGAUGCAAAAAAAGUUCUGAAUACAUUUUGUGUGAAAUAACUGUCCCCUCCCUGCAAUAUUGUGCUCAAUUUUCAUUAAAAUUUUAUGGAUUGAAUAUAAUUCAAUAUAUAUUGAGAGGCAUUUUUAAAUGUGAAGUAUUUAUACUUUUAAUAAACUCUUGAGUGCAUUCUGUGUGUCACACGUAGUGGAUAUACCUCUCUCCCUGUACUGCUUCUGCAUGUGACCACAAAACAGAGCAAAACAAUAGUCAAUAUUACUUGUCCAUUUUGUUUUAUUAGACAUCUAUGCCUCCCUCGAAAUUCUUUAACACCCGUCAGAUUGAGAACUCCUGGUUUAUAGGGUAAAACGUGUGCCACUGCAUGUAGUUGAUUUUCUUAAAAAGUUAAUUCUUAGUACAAAUGCAAAUAAGGACUUAGCCAGAUAGUUAUACAGUGAGCUUGACAAAAUUUAAAACAUAGACAGAGACAUAACUUUUUUUUUCCCUUUUUUUUUGUUGUAUUCAUGUUUAAAACUAAAACAAACUUAACUUGCUUGCUGCUCUUUUCAUUUAGCUAAAUUCUUAUGUAUUUAUUUUCAGUGUGUACAAAUUUAAAUUUUCCAAAGUUCUUUUCAAAAUUUACUUAUUAGUCUUAUACAGUAGUGCCCAACCUUUUUUUUUUUGUCUGAGGGCCGCACCUCAUAUUAAAAGGUCUUUGGCAGGCCAGAGCGCAUAUAAAAUUUGUAUAUGUUUGAAGUUUUUAAUAAAUGACUUGGGGAAGUACAGAAAAGGAAGGAAAAUUACAAAACUAGAGUUGCCAUCAUUACUAUAUGCUUAUUUUAUCAAUACGAAGUUUGCAUUUGUCUUUUAGAAACCAAUGUCAGACUAUUUGACUCCGAAUUUGCAGCAAUCUUUCUUGAUACCGAUUGAAGGUGAUUGGCUGUUUUUGAAAAUUCCAGAACAUAGUUUUCAAUGAAUAGUAUUUAACAGAACAGAAGACAAAGGAUCAGCUUUUCAGGCCAUAGGUUGGGUAUCAGUGGUUUUAUAAAAUGGGGUUGUUUCCUUCAGUCAAAAGUACUAUUUUUAGUCACUGAAGUUGAUAGAAUAAGCAAAAAAAAAAAAAACAAAUAUGGACCCAGAAAAUGCUUUCAUUUUCCCAACAGUUAUUUUUUAAUUAAUUUUUUUAAAAUGUCGUGAUUUUUCAAACAAGGCGUGGCCUUCAUGACGUCACAAAUGAUGCUCUUUGGUGCAUCUUUCUACCAUGUUUCCACGUUGUGAUAAUCAAGAAGCAAAUUAAAUAUUGAGCUCUACACUUGCUAUCAACCAUAUCGUUGCCAGUACAUGUUAGUAAAGAUGCAAAUUAAAUAUUGUGGUCUGUGAAUGGCAACACUGAAUGGUAUUUCAUGAUUUGUGAUGUCACGGCAGAAGCGUAAACAAUGAAAGUGCACAGAUUAAAGUAAUUUUUUUAAAGUAUUAAACUUCGUCAAAAUAUUUUAAAAAAUGGUCAGAUCCUAUGUUUUUAAGCAUGCUCUUUCAGAAAAAAAUGCUUUUAAAAUUUUUGAAACGACCCCAUAAUGAGAAUCAAAGUGGACUGUAUUUUCAUUAAAUAGGAUUAGAAUUAUAACUGUCUGACUUUAACUAUUAUGGUGUAAUUGCUGGCAGACAGUCUCUUUAUUAGUGAAGACAGAAUAAUUGCAACAAUGUAUAACUAUUUUUCAAAAAAAAAAGAAAUAAAAAUCUGUAAUUCACAUACAACAUUGUCUGCUUAAUAGAACUUGCUCACAUCCAUUUCUCAUAUUUUGCACAAAAGUAGUUUUCACUUAAUGUAUAUAUGUGAUAAAAUAUUAAUAUUUCAUUUAUGUGACAAAAUAUCAGUUUUCUUAUCGAUGUUUGUUUAUUCAUUACUUACUUAAACACUUGUUAGUUUGCAACAUAUGUUUUUUAGGAUGUUUGUUUUUUAAUGUGCUUAUUUGUUGCAUGAGUUAUUUCAGUUCUAUUCAACGAUUGUUUUAUGUCUCAAAAUAAAGAUGCCAUUUUGUUUUUGUGUAAUGUACAAGUGUGGUUAGUGUAAAAUUGUUUUAUUGAAUAUAUGUGAUGAUGUAAAUACUCUCAAGUUUUAAUUCAUAAUUUAUUAAGAUUAUUUUUCUAACAUUAUUUGAUUAAAUUGUUGUAACAUAGAGAGCUUUAUGUAAAUAUGAAUUCAGGAUAUAAUAUAGCAUUAUUUGUAUACAUUGUACCAAUGCAUUGAUUUUGGGAUAGCUGAAAAAUAAUAGUCAUAUGGUGACGAUGUAGAUAUUUAAUAAUUUCUUCAAUGAAACAUGCUGAUAGUUUUAAUCAUAUAAUUUAAUCAUUUCUUUUCAUGAUAAAUUAUGGAUUGUGAUGACUGAGAUUUUUAUGAAAUUCCUAAAUUUAUUGUAACUUAACUAAUUUUAAAAUUUUAUAAUUUGUUAUUAUCAUACAAUUUAUUCAUUUUUCAGGAUGAGAUUCUAAAUAUGUCUUUCAUCUUAUUUAGUAUUACAUAAAAGUAUUGCAACAAAAAAAUGUAUUAGUUUCAUGUUUUGACAAAUAUGAGUGACAGAGGAUAAAAAUACUUCCUAUCAUUCAUUAAGAGAGUAUUUGUGAUAAAAGCAAGUGCAUUAAAAAUAUCAAGUGUUAGUGUACUUGGCAGAUGAUCGGAGACACCUUGACAAUUUCACGUGCUUUUUUAACUUAUUUUGCUACCUUUAAAAGAUUUUUAAAAAAUUAAAAAAGAGCCUAAGAUCAUCUUUGAAGCAUCUUUUUGUGCUUUAUAGAUGUUGAGUACACAUAUCAUAGCAUGUCAGUGUGAUGAAUAUUGUUAAUUGUGAAUGCCUUUAUAGUUAAGUUUUUGAUUUCUUAAUUUUUUAGUUAAAAUUUUGGUAAAAUCUUGCUUUAUUUCUGUUAGUAUUGAACAGCUGUUUUUCAUUACUUUUAAAAUAAAAUCUAUUGAAAGUGAUCAAAUUAAUGUUGUUUUUGGUAUUAACAUUAAAAAUUUUGGAAUUAAGGAAAGCUUUAAUUCAAAAUAUUAUGCAAUUUAUCUCGUUAUAUUUUUGAUUUCUAAAUAGAAACUUCUGUAAGCUUCUGAUAAAAAUUUAAAGAAUUGCUUUGCAACUAUGAGAUUUAUAAAAUUUGCAAGAAUUAUAGUAAAACCUUGAUUAUUCAAAAAUCUCUCUCAACCAAAUUUUCUUUCUUAGUUGUAAAACACAUUUCAAACUUUAAAGUCCAUUAUGCUAGGCUAUUCAUUUGGUUUUUAUUUUAUUUUGCUUAAGUUUCAUGUUUUGAAAGGCUUUAGCAGUGAAAACUAAUGCGUGUAAUAGUUGUAAGAAAUUGAAGGAUUUUCUAACAUCAGAUCAAAUUUUGAUUUUUUAUCAGUGGUUGAUCACAAUUACAGUAACCCCUUGUUACAUCAUCAUCACGCUUUUCUUUUGUCUCCUGAAAAGUUAUAUUAAAAAAGUAAUUAUUGCCGACAAUGACAUCACAGGAAAAAAAGUUAUAUUUUUCUAAAAAAGUUUUUUCUUUAAUCAAUGUGUGACCAAAACUCGCUUAUUUUCAUUCACUUUUCCUUGCAGUUUAGGCUACAACUUUCAAUUCAUAUUCCAGCAUAAACAUUAAAAAAUUUUAAUUGUUAUCUGUUUAAUUUUUUUUAAAAAAAAGGAGUUAGACCAAUUUUCUGAUGAUUUCUUUAAAGAAACUGUUCUAAUAGGAUUAUAAACUAAGCUUUGAGUCGGUGCACUUGUCAGUAAUUUGUACAUUAAUUGAAUUGUUGCUUUUUAUCGCAUAGGUUUUUGAUUAUAUUAUGCUUUUUUGUCUCUCAAAAAUUGCAAUAUAUUGAGGGGUUAUUGUGCUUUGAAUGAUUAAGGUUCUACUGUAUUACCAUUUUUCCUCUCAAAAAUUUUUUUGCCAUGAUUUUUUUUUUUUUUAAAUGAGGUUUGGUUCUUUAUCUUCUUGAAAUUACUGAAAAUUAAAGUAAAGUUAUGUAAUUUGAAUUGCACUUUAUAUAGUUUAUGUUGAAGUUAAAAGUUUAACUUGGUUUUGGUUUUAACUGUAAAUUAAAAUUAAACUUGUGCUCUGUAUAUGCUAUUUGCACAUCAUUUUCUAUAUGUUUCUCAUUACUUCUUAAUAUUGAAUAAACUUCUUAACUAAAAAAAUAUUUGCAAAAAAAUUAAAAGUGUUUAUGCAUUUUUUUUCUAUUCUUUAUUUUUUUUUCAUGAGAAGCAAAAUGUAUUGGACUGUUUUGAAUUUUGAAGAAUAUCAAAGUAAGGAUUUUCUAAAAUAUCACUUUGUAAUAUUAGUUUUGAAUUUGUGUGUAAAAUCUUUUCUGUUAAAAUUUCUAGCUGCAUAUGCAAAUACGUCAAAGCUCUGAUUUUACGUCUUUGAAAGGAAUGAUUUAAAAUAACACAAAUAAGCUCAUUGUAAAAGUUUUGAUAACCAAUCGUGAUGUGUUUAUAGAAUAUCAAAUUUAUCUUACUAAAAUAAAUUUAUGAACAAAUUCAUAAUUUUGCUGUUUAUAAAGCCUGGAUUAUAUGCACCAAAAAAUUAAGAAAAUGUGCACAUUUUUUUUCAUUCACCCAAGAAAGUUCAUGUCUGAAUUAAGAAAAUGGCUCUAUUUUUUUUUUUAUUUUGUUAUUAAGGGUGCAAAUACAUAUCAAAGCACUUAUUUAUGAAGAAAGUGGUUUUUCACAUUUAUUCCUUCUGUUGCAAUGAAUCACAAUUUGUCCUGGAGGUUUUCUUUGGUUAGAGGAUUACUUUUUUUAUUGAAUAUCAUUUGAAAAGAUAAAUAUCUUUCUAAAAGCUACAAAAUCUCUUUAGAGUUUUGUUUUAAAAAUAUAUUAAACAAGGAUAUGCAUAAGAAAAGCACAGUAAUAUACAUUUAAUUGUUUUAGUUUUUUGAUGAUGUGUUUAUGUAUUUAUAUAUAAUGUGCAUUUGCAUAUAAUCCGGGCUCCAGUUAUGACAUCUUUUUACGGAGCACAAUAGUCAAUAUGUUCUAUCCUAAUCUUUUUUUUUUUUUUUACUUAUCGCAAUUGUUGAUAGAGUGGAAACUAGCAUACAAUAUUUUUGCCUUUUUUACUUAUGUUAAUUCUGUCUAUUGCAUUCUUUAUCAGUACGAUUUGAUCUGAAAAAAUUUCGCUCAUAAUACCUGAAGCAGAUACAGAAAAAAGAGAUUGUGGCAGGAAAUUCCAAAAUUUUAGACAGAGAGAAAAUGACACCCACAUAACUGAAAUUUUGCAUCUUCAUAAAGUAUUAUUGAUGGAGUAAGAUUUAAAUGUAAACAAGACAUAAAAAUAGUACUUUACUGUAUUUUCAUACUGGGACUGAGGUGUGUUUUCAAUUAUUGAUCACAUGUACAAUAUCUACUUAAUAUUCCAUUUGUGGGCUUCCCAUUUUCAUGUAUGCUUGUAAACUUAACAAGUAUGUAUUGAAUUUUAGUUCUAUCAAGAAAAUAAAACAUUGUACUUAUUUUAGGUGGAUGUAUAUGCUCGAUAAUCACAGGACAAGUCUGCCGUCGGAUGGUUAAAUGCAGUAUCUGCAACAAUGAGUUUUUGAGAUAUUUGUUGAAAUGCAUUUUGGAUUCCUUUCUAAGGAAAUGUUAGAAUUUGACAUUUUUUUUCGUGCCUUAUUUUUAGUGAAAACCAAAUAAACAAGCUUGUAGAAUAAAGUACAGCAGAUAAGUACAAUAGAUAACAAAAGUGCAAAAAAAAAAAAAAAAAAAAAAGGAAACAUUUGCAGAUACUGUGAUUUACCUUCCUAUGGCAGAAGUGUUGUAAAAACCUCAUGAAUCAUUUUGUUUUAUUGACUGCUGUAAUUACUAGUGAUGAGUUUAAAAAUUACAAUGCUGAGAUUUAGUCAUUUGUUAUUCAGGUCGUCUGAAGAAUCGGGACAUUGAUAUGUGAUUAGGAAAUUUUAUUAUCCCAGGAAUAGGUUCAUUCCACAGAGCUAGUAUAGAAGUAGAUUGCGCUUCUUUAACCAGAAGGCAGAAACUGGCUGUCAACGUGAGGAGAAAGUAGUGGUCGAAUAAAUGAAGGGGAAAGGGGAGGGGCAAUGAAAUGUUAGAAUGGGGGCUCAUUUGAACCAAGCGUUUCGAUCAGAGGUUCCUAGAGGGUUCUAAUCUGGCAUCUUUCUCACCAACAUUGUAAAUUUCAAGUAAAUGUUUCACUAAGUUUGUGCACUUUAGACCAUUGCGUUUUUCAAGAAGUGGUGGUAAAAGCAACUUUCAAGUGAACAGCAAUAUUGUAACCCCAGCACAUGCUCUAGUUUAAAUUCUAACUUUACAGUUCAUUCAAGUCACCUUUGGAAUGGAUUCAUGCACAAACUGUUCAAUUACAGAAUUAUGGUGAAAGUACUUGUAGUGAACUUUCUUCUGCAAACUCAGAACACUUAUCAAUCACUUCCUGUGUGCCAAAUUCAAUAACUUUUGUGGAAAUGAAUCCGUUUUGCGUUCCAUUGAACAUAUCAAGUUGAAACUUUUCAGUAUUCAGAAAAAUUGCAGCUGUUAACGUGUCACUUGCCUUAGAAUUCAGCCCCGACAUUGCAUGAAGAACAGAUUUUUGAUACUCAGUUUUGUCUACAAGUGAGAGAAUAUAUUUAUUUAUUUUUUGUGCAUGAGUAAUGAACAUGAAAAAAUUAUUUUGUUCACUUAGCGCAAAUUGAGGACUUGAACCAGAAGAAAAAAGCUCAGAUUUUUAUCAAAUCUUUUACUUUUAAAUCAAACUCAAAAUUGUUUUGUAGUUCAUUAAUGUCCCCCCCCCCCCCCCCAGUUAGAUCUAAAGUUGCUGCACAUGAGGCAUAGAAUUUUAACUCCAGUGAAAGAAACAAAUUUUGGAAGAAAAUAUUUUUGUCAGUCUUCUGACAGAAUCAAUGGUCAGCAAACAUUCCUAGGCAGUGAAUAAAUACCUUUUGAGUCCGAAAAUUAGGUGAAACAAUGUUUAAUUGCAAAUACAUGCCUUUUUCAUCGCAAAAGAAGUGAGCUGAUGAAAAGACAUCGGAUAAGUGACAAAACUUGUGUUUGCAUUAAGUGCUGCACUUGAACAAUUUUGCAAUUAAACCUUUGUUCGAUCAAAUAUUGUUAUAUUAUUUUAUCUCUAGAUACUGUUUGUAAACAUGAUUUAGCAACUUGCUUAACAAUGACAUAUCUUGAAUACUACAAUCAAAAAUUUUCAAAACCUAGUAAUUGCAAAUUUUCAUAAAUUUGAAAUGAUUCAUUUCAACAUCAUUUGUUUCAUGCAAUGUGUUUUUUGAACAUGAUUCGUGUUUGUUAAAACUUUUCUUUAUAUUUUUAAUUUUAAAAUGCUUUCAUUAAAUGAUACUUUUGUUGUAGUUAUACGUUGAGAAAGUUCCUAAUAAACAAUGAAAUGAAAUCUGUAUAUACGUAAAUAUUGAAAUUGUAUUCAUUAAAUAUAUAAUUUCAGGUAACUUAUUUCUGUAUGAUGUUGUAAUUCUUGGUGUCUUGUAUAAUAUAUUUUUCCCACGAACACAGCAAAUGUAAUCAAUACAUUUCGCUAAAAUGAAAAUCACAACUUUAUUGAAAUUGUAAAAGUUUUAAAUUGCAAUAAAAUUUUAGUUUUUACUCUG
Messenger RNA from Uloborus diversus, 12175 nucleotides. RefSeq names its product sorting nexin-24-like. NCBI's taxonomy places the organism in Eukaryota, Metazoa, Arthropoda, Arachnida, Araneae, Uloboridae. The transcript is spliced from 7 exons. Bases 197 to 688 code for a protein of 163 amino acids. Gene Ontology annotation, molecular function: phosphatidylinositol phosphate binding. The record is from RefSeq and is a predicted model, not a curated record.